AAACGGAAGGGCAGCUUUUGUGAAGCAGCCCCAUUCUCUGGCAGGAGGCAGUAUUUAGCGAGAGAGCAGAGGUUGUGAUAGGAAACAAACGUACCUCCGUGGUUCGUCUUUUGUUUUCCUUUCCUUUUUUAUUUCGAUUUUAUUUUCAUUUUUUGUGCAACAAAUGGGUUUUUAUUACUGCAGAAUAAGCCGAAAUAUUGUUUGUAAACCACCAAGCCACUUUUUAUUUCUGUCCAGCGGCUGCAUUGAAUUAGGCGGAAUUACAGCUGCAAUCUUUGCCUGCGAUGAAAGGGACUGAAUGAAUUUCGAUACUUUCCCCUGUGGCCGCCGCAAGCAUUCAGGCAGGAUGGGAAACAACGACCCCCUGUAAAUGCAUGCUCUUUUGUGUUACCGAGGAUCAUUAAAAAAGGGAAAACGAACACUAAUUCAGUAUUUUUAGAGAUUGCGCUUUUUGUAUUUUACCAGUCAUUUAUUCGAUCGGUGAGGGCUAUGAAGAAUGUUUUUUAAAAAUGAGGAAGCUGUUUUUGAAAGAGAUAUUAAAAUGCACAGGCCCGGUGUGCUGUAGGCCCGGAGGAUCCGGAUUAAAAAGGGGGGAAAGUGUGAAAAGCGGCUGCAUGAAUAAAAGGGGACGGGACACGUGAGCGGAGAGGAUCGCUGUUUGCUCCAUGACGGCGGCCGCGCGGCGCCCCGGUCUUUCCCAUCAAAACGGCGACUGUUCAAUGGAAGUAUGCUAUCAGUUGCCGGUUCUGCCCCUGGAUCGGCCGGUUCCCAAGCAUGUCCUCAGCCGGAGGGGAGCCAUCAGCUUCAGUUCAUCCUCGUCUCUCUUCGGGGGCCCCGAUCCCAGGAAACUGUCACAGAGACGGGGCGGUAUCUCCUAUGACAGCUCCGACCAGACGGCGCUCUACAUCCGCAUGCUCGGAGAUGUGAGAAUCAGAAGCCGGGUGGGUUUCGAACCAGAACCGAGAUCCUCUCAUCCGUACCUGCUUGUGGACUUCCGGCUUCUGCACUACCGACCCGGGCGCGCGGGGCCGGUUUCGGCCCGGGGUGUCCGCAGGCUGCUGAGCUUCCAGAGGUACCGUCAUCCGUCGCGGUCUGCGUGUCGCCAGCCGAACCGCAGCCAGCUGUGUGUCCUAGAUCAGGACUACGCCGGCCAAGCUAAGUGCAUGCUGGAAAGGGCUGGAAGCUGGAGCUUUGACAUAUUUCUCUUCGACCGAUUAACAAACGGAAAUAGCCUUGUCACCCUGACGGCUCACCUGUUCAACCAUUACGGAUUAAUUGAGCUCUUCCAGUUAGACAUGGUCAAGCUCCACAGAUUUCUAGUAAUGAUUCAGGAGGACUACCGUCGUCAGAACCCAUACCACAAUGCCGUUCACGCCGCCGACGUGACCCAGGCCAUGUACUGUUACCUGCAGGAGCCCAAGCUCGUCUCCUCUCUCACAUCAUUCGACAUCCUUCUGGGGCUCCUGGCCGCUGCCACCCAUGACCUCGACCACCCUGGGGUUAACCAGCCGUUCCUGGUCAAGACGCAGCACUACCUGGCAGCCCUGUAUCAGAACUCCUCUGUUCUUGAGAACCACCACUGGAGGUCGGCAGUGGGUCUGCUCCGUCAGUCCGGGCUGCUGGACCACCUACCAGCCGAGGACAGGCAGAGCUUAGAGAGACGAUUGGGAUCCCUGAUUCUAGCCACUGACAUCAACCGUCAGAACGAGUACCUGUCCCAGUUCAGGAGCCACCUGGACCGUGGCGACCUCAAUCUGGAGAACUCGGCCCAUCGGCACCUCAUCCUCCAGAUGGCGUUGAAGUGUGCUGAUAUCUGCAACCCCUGCAGGCCCUGGGAGCUCAGCAAGCAGUGGAGUGAGAGGGUGACUCAGGAGUUCUUCCAGCAGGGUGACGUAGAAAAGAAACACAAUCUUGAAGUCAGCCCAUUUUGUGACAGCCAGUCAAACACAAUCGCCGAUAUCCAGACCGGGUUCAUGUCCUAUGUAGUGGAACCGCUGUUCAGCGAGUGGGCCCGGUUCUCCAACACACAGCUUAGCCGCGCCAUGCUACGCCACCUGGACCUGAACAAGGCCCACUGGACAGAUGAGAUGGACCCCAAAACACACCCUCAGGGAAACCAAGGGUCAUGACCCCCCACCCAAGGGUCACGACCCCCCACCACACGCACGCAGACUCGGCCAACCACUGGGGAGGAGUUAUCCAUGUAGCACUGAUCAGCCACUAUAAGCAUCCAUGGGAAUGGCUUUGUCGUAAUUUUCAACUCCCAGCUCUGUAAAACACUGAUUUAUUUAUUCAUUUUAACCCAUGUCCUUUACAUAGAGCAAUACAUAUAUACCUCAUGUUUCA
Paramormyrops kingsleyae is the source of this 2346-nucleotide messenger RNA. Its product is annotated as high affinity 3',5'-cyclic-AMP phosphodiesterase 7A-like. Lineage: Eukaryota; Metazoa; Chordata; Actinopteri; Osteoglossiformes; Mormyridae. Gene Ontology annotation, biological process: signal transduction. Gene Ontology annotation, molecular function: 3',5'-cyclic-nucleotide phosphodiesterase activity. The record is from RefSeq and is a predicted model, not a curated record.